CCAACAGCUUCAAGUGAUCUAAAAAUGUAAACAAAUUAACCAAGCCUACGGCAUGAUCGACGGUGUCUUUUAAUAUGCUUAUAAUGCCGCAGAAACCACAUUGGUAGGCUACAACAUGAAAUUUGUCAGCACAUUGGGCAAGAUUUGUUUAUUUAUUUAUCUAUUUAGCAGUUUAUUUCCUCAGAUUAAAACACAAUCUGCUUGUAUACCCAUAUGAAAAAUACUAUAGUAUUUACUAUUGUAAAUUGUAGUACUACUGUAUACUGUAGCCUAUAUAGUAUUUACAACAGUUUUCUAAUUAAUGCCACAGCAUAUUGUAGUAUUAACUAUAGUGAACUGAUCAACUGUAAAAAAAAUAGCCUACUGUAGUAGUCUAUACUUUAGUUUUUACUAUAGUAAACUGUAGUGUGUUCAUCAUAUAUAAUAUGCCCUAUAGUUGUAGAAAACUUAGUACAGUAUUGGGUAAAGUAAUUUGUUUCUAUUACUAUAGUUGUUACAUUACCACAACAAGUAGAAUUAGGCCUAACACAACAAAUUAAUUCAAGUACUUCACUAUAGUAAGUUAAAAAACACUGUAAUAUUUUCUAUAAAUUAGCCUACUAUAGUAUUUUUAGGCUGUAUGAUUAGUUCUUGUACAGUUUUUAAACUUUUAACUGAUCCAGAACUUUUCCAAUGUAUCUAAAUUCAACAUGUAUGUUAAACGGUUUUGUGUUGUGUGCAUAAUGAUAUGAAAGUUAGGAAUUAUAGUGUAAUCUUAAUUUAAAUUAAUGCACCUGAGUCACUCAUGAAACUUAAGAUAUAUCUUAUCCCCUUUCUGAUAUAUCUUAUACCCCCCACCCACCCCCACCCCCCGGGCUGAGGUGUGACCGUGACAGCCUAUCAGAGCAGAGAGGGUGUUACAAAACUUGUAUAAAUAGUUCAGGUGAGACAGGUGCACCUGACCAAUCCACCUGUGUUAGACAGAGGCAGCAGAACAGAAGAAGGUAUUUUCUCCCAGAAGAAAAAGGGAGGAAAGCAUGACGUCAUUUGUUCCACAAGCUCUUUCACCGCAGUUCCACAGCAUGGGGCAGGAGCCUCAAGAGUUCAGCCUGUACGGUGACAACUUUUACAGCACUCAGCCUGUGCCUAGUCCACAGCAAACCCUGCCGUCCGCUUACGAUUUCGGAGAGUAUGCCGGACAGACCUCCAACCCUUACCUGUGGUUCAACGGACCCGGGCUCAAUCCAGGUCCCUGUCUCAGCGGAGGGCCUCAACACUACGGGAUGACGAAGCCGUACAUGGCUGCGGGUGGAAUCGGAGGCUCGGACACCAGCAUCAGCUGGUUCUCCCUGCCUUCCCAAGAAGAUCUGAUGAAACUCGUGAGGCCUCCGUACUCUUACUCAGCACUCAUUGCGAUGGCAAUACACGGAGCCCCAAACCGUCGUCUCACUCUUAGCCAGAUCUACCAGUACGUGGCUGACAACUUCCCCUUCUACAACAAGAGCAAAGCCAGCUGGCAGAACUCAAUCCGGCAUAAUCUCUCGCUCAACGACUGCUUCAUGAAAGUGCCCAGAGAUGACACCGAUCCAGGUAAAGGCAACUACUGGACCCUUGACCCAAACUGUGAGAAGAUGUUCGAUAAUGGCAACUUCCGUCGCAAAAGGAAGAGAAAGUCUGACGCUUUGGCCGAAGAGGAGGGAAAAGGUUAUUCUGGAUCAGACUCGGCUCUGUCAAGUCCUAAAGAGCCCAGCGACUCCUCCGAGAGGGGAAACUCUCCAGUCUCCACAGAUCUGACACCCUGUCUCAAAGGCUUCCUAAGUCAAAUGGGUGACGUGGCUUCAGGCUCAAGAGAGGCUCUUCUCCCGUCUUCUCUGGCAUUGCCUUUGAGCCAAAGAUCUUCUCCGACUGGGGCGUAUGGCUCGUAUUCGCCGAGCGCAACCGUGCCGCAAUGGGAAACCCACAUCCCUCCCCCUGUCGCAUCCAACAUUUCCACUUCGCACGCUCCAUACACAGACAGCUACAGUGACUCUAUGCUCAACCAGUACACCAGCCAGCUCUAUCCAGUGCUGGGCUCCUCUGACUUGCUGUAUCCACGUGAGGGAACAGAGGUGUAGCACUGGACACAGAACCAUCAGGUAUGAACUGUGGCCGCAGGCACUUGAGGGAGCGGUCGGCCUGCAUCGCGAGCCAAGUUCCCACCGCAGUGCCUGAUUCAGCAGGUCCGAGUGGAUGCGGAGGAGAUUCCCUCUAUCAGACAGUUGUGUGAAAGCUCUCACACGCUCUUCUCAGACUCACUUGCUGACAUCAUCUAAUUCGUGUUGCAGCUGAAAGACAACAGUAAUCGCCCCGGGCUACUGCUCCCAGUCCCGUUUUUUUGUGUUGUGGUUUUUGUUUUGUUUUUGCAACACAUUUCAAUUCUGUAAAAGUGAAGCUUGGAACAUACAUAAAUGCACUGACUUUUGGCAUGAAUAUGAAUUUGUCCAUUGUUCAAUAUUUUGUAUUUGUAUUGUUUACUUUAUGUAUUUUGUGAUUGUAAUAUAUAUUGUAUUUGCCAAAAUAAACAUGCAUAUUCGAACAUGCAA
Molecule: messenger RNA, 2561 nt
Organism: Megalobrama amblycephala (Wuchang bream)
Lineage: Eukaryota; Metazoa; Chordata; Actinopteri; Cypriniformes; Xenocyprididae
Gene: foxi3a
Product: forkhead box I3a
Exons: 2
Coding region: 1017-2093 (358 amino acids)
Biological process (GO): regulation of transcription by RNA polymerase II; anatomical structure morphogenesis; cell differentiation
Molecular function (GO): RNA polymerase II cis-regulatory region sequence-specific DNA binding; DNA-binding transcription factor activity, RNA polymerase II-specific
Source: RefSeq, a predicted model, not a curated record